This is a messenger RNA of Solea senegalensis (Senegalese sole), 748 nucleotides long. RefSeq names its product nuclear envelope phosphatase-regulatory subunit 1. The record is from RefSeq and is a predicted model, not a curated record. Gene Ontology annotation, cellular component: cytoplasm; Nem1-Spo7 phosphatase complex. The coding region runs from base 57 to 434 and encodes 125 amino acids. The transcript has 6 exons. Lineage: Eukaryota; Metazoa; Chordata; Actinopteri; Pleuronectiformes; Soleidae.
UUGGUUUGAACGGCCUGUCCAUCAGUGCAGAGGAAGUAGUGGAACAGCCAGACAACAUGAAUUCUCUGGAACAAGCCGAAGACCUGAAGGCCUUUGAGAGAAGACUGACAGAGUAUGUGUCCUGUUUGCAACCUGCAACAGGCAGGUGGAGAAUGAUUCUAAUAGUGGUGUCUGUCUGCACGGCUACUGGUGCUUGGAACUGGUUAAUAGAUCCUGACACACAAAAGGUCUCCUUCUUUUCGUCAUUGUGGAAUCAUCCAUUCUUCACGAUCAGCUGCAUCACUCUUAUAGCUCUCUUCUUUGCCGGGAUACACAAACGAGUUGUGGCACCGUCGAUUAUCGCUGCUCGCUGCCGGACAGUCCUAGCAGAGUACAACAUGUCCUGUGAUGAUACGGGGAAACUUAUUCUGAAACCCAGGCCGAACAUCCAGUAGCCAGUGGCUUGUGUGGGCGGUUCAGACACUGUUCCUGGUCUUUGCCGAUUGCUCGCUGACCUGCAUCUACUUGGGCAGUCAGAUGUUGUAGUCAUGAUGGGAAUGCAUUUGCAGGACUGAAGAAAAUAAGUGAUCAGGGUUUUAACAGUGUUGCCAUGUUGACGUCACCAUCGAUGCUGCUGAUUUACUCACAUUUUAUCCCGUCAGUGUGAGUUCAGAUGUGUUGAUUUCUGUUUAUGAAGUUAAGCAUGUAUUUUAUCUAAAUGUUUCUAUUUUUUAAAAUUAUUGACCUAAUAAAUUUUUCCAGGUGUGUA